Molecule: messenger RNA, 267 nt
Organism: Penicillium diatomitis
Lineage: Eukaryota; Fungi; Ascomycota; Eurotiomycetes; Eurotiales; Aspergillaceae
Exons: 1
Coding region: 1-267 (88 amino acids)
Source: RefSeq, a predicted model, not a curated record
AUGGGGAAAGGCAAGCAGGAUUCAAUCGGCAAGUUGGUCGCCAAACAGGGGUUCAGAGUCCAGAUGAAGCAAUUAGGAUGCGAGUCGAGUCCCCGAGUCAAUUUAGAGGAACGCUUGCACGGAGUUGGUGGAGAGAAAGAGAGGCGAAAGAAUGAGGAUGAGAAGAACGAGGAAAGAGGAUUAUGGGGAAGAGAGAUGAAGAGGAGACAGGAGUUCGAGCAGAUGGACCCUUUCCAAGCUCCGAUUGAUGGCACUGAAGAUCAUUAA